This is a messenger RNA of Syngnathus typhle (broad-nosed pipefish), 1174 nucleotides long. RefSeq names its product blue-sensitive opsin-like. Gene Ontology annotation, molecular function: G protein-coupled receptor activity. The transcript has 5 exons. Lineage: Eukaryota; Metazoa; Chordata; Actinopteri; Syngnathiformes; Syngnathidae. Gene Ontology annotation, cellular component: membrane; photoreceptor outer segment. The record is from RefSeq and is a predicted model, not a curated record. Gene Ontology annotation, biological process: phototransduction; G protein-coupled receptor signaling pathway; visual perception.
AUGAGAAGGAAUUCUCCCAUGGAGCUCCCAGAUGACUUCUGGAUCCCUGUUCCUUUGGAUACCGACAACAUUACUUUGUUCAGCCCAUUCCUGGUUCCCCAAGAUCACCUCGGGAGCAAGGCGAUUUUUUAGUCCAUGUCAGCAUUUAUGUUCUUGAUAUUUGCCAUUGGCACAGCCGUCAAUAUCGCCACUAUUGCAUGCACCGCCAAAUAUAAGACGCUACGAUCUCACCUGAACUACAUCCUGGUCAAUUUGGCUGUGGCCAACCUCCUUGUCGCCUCUGUGGGCUCCUUCACUUGCUUUUACUGCUUUGCCUUCCGAUAUAUGAUUUUGGGACCACUUGGCUGCAAGAUUGAAGGAUUUACUGCAACUCUUGGGGGUAUGGUAAGCCUUUGGUCUCUAGGAGUGGUAGCUUUCGAAAGGUGGCUGGUUGUGUGCAAACCUCUGGGAAACAUUGCCUUCAGAUCUAUUCACGCUAUUGCUUGCUGCGUAGCAACUUGGGGUUUUGCUUUGAUUGCUGCACUUCCUCCGCUGUUCGGGUGGAGCCGGUAUAUCCCUGAAGGAAUGCAGUGCUCUUGCGGUCCGGAUUGGUACACCACGGACAACAAGUUUAACAAUGAGUCCUAUGUGAUGUUCCUCUUCUGCUUCUGCUUUGCAGUACCGUUCAUCACAAUUGUUUUCUGCUACUCACAGCUACUUUUUGUGCUGAAAUCUGCCGCAAAACUCCAGAGUGAGUCGGUUUCCACUCAGAAGGCAGAGAAGGAGGUGACCAAGAUGGUUGUCAUCAUGGUACUGGGCUUCUUAGUGUGCUGGAUGCCGUAUGCCUCAUUUGCCGUUUGGGUCAUCAAUAACCGUGGGCAACCUUUCGACCUGAGGCUGGCCACCAUACCCUCCUGUCUUUCCAAAUCCUCAACCGUCUACAACCCUUUUAUCUACAUCUUUCUCAACAAACAGUUUCGAUCUUGCAUGAAGGGGAUGUUGGGGAUGAGUAGAGGAGAUAACGAUGAAUCUUCAACAAGUCAGUCAACCACUGAAGUCUCGAAAGUUGGACCUGCUUAGAUUGUUCCAUGAUAAACGGGAAUGACUUGCACAAUGUAAACAAUAUGAAUUGCAAUAUAGUAUGGCACUUUGUCAAAGAACAAAAAACGUUUCAAAAUGAUGUGUAUAAAUGCUA